Messenger RNA from Acanthoscelides obtectus, 690 nucleotides. NCBI's taxonomy places the organism in Eukaryota, Metazoa, Arthropoda, Insecta, Coleoptera, Chrysomelidae. The record is from the annotation of a GenBank genome assembly.
GGUAAAUACCAUUUUCAUUUCGUUAUCCGCUUGAAUUUGAUUUAUAUUUGUGAUUAGGAGUGCCUAAUUUUUGAAUCGCAGUCCGACUGAAAGGAAGGUAGCGAGUGUUUGUGUUCGCGUCUAUAGUGCUGUGCGUGAUAAGAUAUGGCUUCGUCCCGCAAAAAGCAGGAUGAAAAGAACCUAAAGACGCUCAGAGAGCUUGGCAUGAUCCCGGAGAACAAAUACUGCUUCGACUGUGGACAGCGGGGCCCCACAUACGUGAACGUCACUAUCGGCUCAUUUGUGUGCACCAAAUGUUCUGGAAUGCUAUUGGAGAAAAAACGCCAAGCAGAAAGACCACGCGACCAGCGAAUUAAAAAUGAUCCAAUCAAGAAUGCUGAGUUAAAAGAAAAAGAAAAAGAGAAGUAUCACAGAAAGGAGGAGAAAGUACAAGUUAGAAGUAUAAAAGAUCUGACAGAUAGGGAACAGCGAGCUAUGAGAAAGAUAUGGAGAGAGCAAACUGAAAGAUAUAGGGAUCGUGUGAGGCAAACAACUAUUGUUAAUUAUCCAGAGUCACCGCCGCCUUCGGACCAUGAAGAUCCACACUUCGAUCCUCAAAUAUUGGACAAUAGAGCUUCAGGUGCCUCAGAAAAACAGAGGAAACGGAUAAAUGAGCUUAUCAAAAAACAAAAAAACGAAAUUGAUCGGUGA